AUGGUUUUGGCGUUUUUCAAACCCCAAAUCCGUGUCCCCGUCCCUGUCCCCAGGGGUCGCUCCCCGCAGCCGCCGGCCGAGGAGGAGGAGGAGGAUUUUGACGACUCCCUGGUGGCCGUGGACACCUAUAACUGUGACCUGCACUUCAAGGUGGCGCGGGACAGGUACGGGGGACACCCGCUGACCAUCGAGGGCUUCGCCUACCUGUGGUCAGGGGCCAGGGCCACCUACGGCGUGCGGCAGGGCCGCGUCUGUCUGUCCCCUCAGGUGAUGGAGGAGAUCUCAGUGCAGCACCUGCCGUCCUCGGAGCCCGACCCCCACGUGGUGAGAGUGGGCUGGUCCCUGGACUCGUGCAGCACCCAGCUGGGGGAGGAGCCCUUCUCCUACGGCUACGGCGGCACCGGCCGCAAAUCCACCGACGCCAAAUUCCAGAGCUACGGAGAGACCUUCGGAGAGAGUGACGUCAUCGCCUGCCUGGCGGAUUUUGAGGCGGGCGAGGAGGUGGAGCUGUCGUUCCUCAAGAACGGGCGCUGGCAGGGCGUGGCGUUCCGCGUGCGCAAGGACGCGCUGGCCGGCCGGCCGCUCUUCCCGCACGUGCUGGUCAAGAACUGCGCCGUGGAGUUCAACUUCGGCCAGCGGCCGGAGCCCCUGCGGCCACUGCCCCCCGGCUUCACCCUCAUCCAGCACCUGCCCCUCGGACAGCGCCUGCGCGGCACCCGCGGGCCCAGCAGCAAGGCCGAGUGCGAGAUGUUGAUGAUGGUGGGGCUCCCGGCGGCGGGGAAGACGACGUGGGCGGUGAAACACGCGGCCGCCAACCCCGGCAAGAAGUACAACAUCCUGGGGACAAACGCCAUCAUGGACAAGAUGAGGGUGAUGGGGCUGCGGCGGCAGCGGAACUACGCGGGGCGCUGGGACGUGCUGAUCCAGCAGGCGACGCAGUGCCUGAACCGCCUGAUCCAGAUCGCCGCCCGCAAGCGCCGCAACUACAUCCUGGACCAGACCAACGUGUACGGCUCGGCGCAGCGGCGGAAGAUGCGUCCCUUCCAGGGCUUCCAGCGCAAGGCCAUCGUCAUCUGCCCCACGGACCAGGAGCUGCGCGAGCGCACUGUGCGGCGCACUGACGAGGAGGGCAAGGACGUGCCCGACCACGCCGUGCUCGAGAUGAAGGCCAACUUCACGCUGCCGGAGGCAGGCGAGUUCCUGGAGGCCGUGCAGUUCGUGGAGCUGCCGCGGGCCGAGGCGGCCGCGCUCGUGCGCCGCUACAACCGCGAGGGUCGCAGCCGAACGGGCCCGGAUUGGUCCCGAGGCGCCCCCCGGGGCCGCCCCCCCGCGCGCACGCGCCUGCGGAACCGGCGCUUCGCGGCCCUCAGGGAGCUGCUCCGAGAGGGCGAUUACUUCAGCGAGGAGCGGAUGCGGCUGCGGGCGCCGCGGCUCUUCCAGCACUACAUCGGCCGCUUCCGAGAGCCCCAAAACCCCCGGAACCGGCCCCAAAUCCUCGGGAACGAGCCCAGAAUCCCCUGGAAUGAGCCCAAAAUCCAGUCUGGAGAGGCCCAGAAACUGCGGGAGCUGCUGCUGAGCUCGCUGGGAGAGAGCCCGGCCGAGGAUGAGGAGGAGGAGGAGGAGGAGGAGGAGGAGGAUGAGGAUGAGGAGGGUGAGGAGCGGAUCCCGGAUGCGGCCGAGCAGGAAUUGCUGCGCCUGGAAUUCACCACCCGGAUGUACCAGAGCUUCCUGGAGGGCCAGGACGGGGAUUUCGACUACAGCCAGGUGGACGAAAACCCGGAUCUGGACAAUCUGGACAUCGUUUCCCGGGAUUUGGAGGAUCGAUAUUUCGAUGAGGAGGAGCCCAGCGAGGCCCCCCAGCUGGACUAGGGACCCCCAGAAUUCCCAAAAUUCCAUCCCAGAAUUCCCAGAAAUAAAUGGGAUCCCCCCACCCCAAGGAAUCUCC
Messenger RNA from Cyanistes caeruleus (blue tit), 1945 nucleotides. The record is from RefSeq and is a predicted model, not a curated record. Lineage: Eukaryota; Metazoa; Chordata; Aves; Passeriformes; Paridae.